GAUAGAACAAGCCACACAGUUUCUGCGAUCAUAUGGUUUCCCAACGGUUAUGACGCAACGGAACAAUAUACCAAUUUGCGGUCACAAUCGAUCUCGAUUCGCGAAGUAAACGAACCCGAGAUGAAAUUAAUAUACAACAAAAUCCCUAUCAAACGAGCUGCAGCCUGCACCACGCACGGCGCACGCGCCAGUCGAUCUCGCACACCCGGUCCGAGCGCAUGUGCCGCCGCCGUUCCAAACUCGAAAUUUAAAAUCGUAACCGUCAAUCGUACUACCGGCCAGUGACAACCCAAAACUAGUGAUGCAUUAGUGAUUUUUUUUAAAAGGAAAGUGAUCGACUAAUAAUCGAAUUAUAGGAAUGCGUAGAAAUCGUUUCGCACGAACGAACGGGUGGAAGACCAUCAUGGAGUAACCGCUGUUGGAGAACGAAGUGAUGGUAGAUCCCUGGAGCAGCAUGGACUCUUCAACUUCGCCGUUAACUGACUCCGUACCAUCCGCCAGCGAUGACUGCACCCCGUCCACUUCCAGUGAACCCCCACGCGGCUCGCAGGAUCCUUCCCCUCUGUCCCCCGAAGCGCGCCGCCCCAUCGACUCAAAACUCCCCAAACCCCCUCAGACCCUACCCCCCAAAACGGACAAAGCGCGCUCCCGGGACCUCACACUAGCCCUGGAUCCCGACCCGCUCCCGCGCCGGCACUUCCUCGACGACGAUUACCAGAACCCCUCCAAAUCGAACAUAGAAUGUCGCAUCCCCAAACCACACUUCCUCGACCACUCGCCGUCACCCGACGAAUUUGACGAGCGUAGCGACAUCACCAACCCUAACUUCCUCGACGACGAAGCUGAGGACGACCAAGCGCAAAAGAAAGCCGGCGCCCUUCCCAAGAAAACUACAAAGACUUCCUCAUAUUUACCUCAAGAGGAACGACCGCAUAGGACUAGUUACCGGAGUACCCUACAUUACGGCUUAGAAAAUGCGGCGAGAUCUAGUGAAAGAGACAAAAGAGCUUCGCAGCUGUACAGGGGGACGUGGCCCGGCGAACGGGAUAUUUGGACCGGCCACGACUCCGCCAGCGUCCGGAGCUUCUCAAGCAACGGCUCGGCCGACGGACACCGGCCCUCCUCCAACUUAGACAACAAAAUGGACUGCGUCAUCUCUCUCAUCUCCCUUCUUAGCUUAUCGCCAGAGAACAACGCGGACCUGAGCGGACCUCUACUAGAAAUGAGCAGAUCUGUAGAAAGCUGUAUCGCAAUGCGACAAGCGGGCUGCAUACCUUUAUUAGUGCAACUGAUCCACUCCAAAGUACCUAGAGAGACGCGAGACCGCGCCGCAAAGGCGCUACGAAACAUAAUCCACACUCAAACCGACGACAAAGCCGGCAGGCGAGAAGCGAGAGUCUGGAGACUACUCGAACAAGUGAGAGAAUACUGCUACAUCUUAGAAGAUGUCGUAGAAAACCGGAAAGAAGGGAAAGAAGUUAUCGAAGAUGAUGGUAGUAAACAUCCAAGUCAAAGCGUGGCUGCGUUGAUGAAGCUGUCCUUUGAUGAGGAGCAUAGGCACGUGGUGUGCCAACUGGGUGGUCUACAAGCUCUUGCGGCGUUAGUGAGUGGAGACCAAGCAGCCCAUGGGAGCAGAACUGACGAUAAUACGUGCUUGACGAUGAGGAAGUACGCCGGCAUGACGCUGACGAACCUGACGUUUGGCGACGGCAACAACAAGUCGUUGUUAUGCUCGUUUAAAGACUUCAUGCUGGCGUUAGUGGAGCAACUGGAGUCGCCCAAUGAUGACAUGAGACAGGUAACCGCUGCCGUACUACGUAACUUAUCAUGGAGAGCGGACACCAGCAGCAAGCAGGUCCUGCGAGAAGUCGACGCCGUCAAGGGCCUCACCAAAGCGGCUAUGACGUGCCAAAAAGAAGCCACCCUCAAGUCCGUACUCUCUGCCCUUUGGAACCUCACCGCCCACUGCUCCAUGAAUAAGGUUGCCCUUUGCUCCGUCGAUGGGGCUUUAGGGUUCCUCGUCGAUAUGCUUAGCUACGACUCCCCGACCAAAACCCUCGCCAUCGUCGAGAACGCCGGCGGCAUCAUGCGGAACGUCUCCAGCCACAUCGCGGUUCGCGAAGAUUACAGGCAAAUUCUCCGCGAGAGAAAUUGCUUGAGUGUCUUACUGCAGCAUUUGAAGUCCCCCAGUCUCACCGUCGUGAGCAACUCCUGUGGAACGUUGUGGAACCUCUCUGCGCGCUGCCCGCAGGACCAGCAGUUCCUAUGGGACCACGGAGCCGUGCCCAUGCUCCGCAGCCUCAUCCAUUCCAAACAUAAGAUGAUAGCCAUGGGCUCUGGUGCGGCCCUAAAGAACCUUCUCAACUCCAAACCGGGAAAAACACACAUCAUCUCGCUAGACACCACAGCGAGAACUAUGAACUUGCCUGCUCUGCCUACACUUGGAGCUAGGAAACAGAAAGCUCUCGAACAGGAAUUAGACCAGAAUUUAGCCGAAACCUGUGACAACAUCGAACCGGCGACCUCCCCCACUACAAGCAACAGGGACGAGAAGAGUCUCUUCACGGCCACCGAGCGGCAGAUCGCCAUGAACCUCAACAGAAUGUCCUCGAGCUCGCCUUUAAUGGGAGCUCUGACCUCACAAAUUUCACUCAGCCACAGCGCGCAUCUCGCCAGUUACCUGAGCUGCAGUAACACUUUAUUAAAAGGUGCUUUAGUCACUCGAUCUACCACAGGAAGCUCUAGUAACGUCAACCGUUCAGACAGCAAGGAUUCCGUAACGAGCGCUCAUUCCGACACAGUGUUCGAAAGGGUCAUGCGCACUGGAAAAGUCCCCGUACCAACACCCAGAAACAAAGACUUGAUGAAGAGUGAAACAGGCGGCGAAGCGUUUAAAAUGGCCUCCAAACCUUUAGCUAAGGACGGUUUCCUGCGAUACCCGACGCAACCCCCGAUACCACCACCAAGAACGACCGAUAUGAGAACUAAUUACACAGAGUCCGGUUACGACGUCGACCAAGACUCUUGCGACCAGCCUAUAGAUUUCAGUAGGAAGUAUUCGGAAACCAAAACUAACGAGCCGGAACCGUCUUUAGCUGAAGGCAAACCCAAAGCUACCAAAAAAUACAAGAAAGACAGUCCGAGCACCUUCGGAGAUUACCAAGAGACAGAUUUAGACCAGCCAACGGAUUAUUCCCUCCGCUACGCUGAGCACCAAUCAGAAAACGGUUCAGAUAUCUCCGAGCCGGCCGCCCACGAGGACACUAUCAAACACUUCGCCACUGAGGGCACUCCGUACGAAACCCCCAUCAUUUUCUCCACCGCCACCUCCAUGUCUGACCUUAGAGUCAUAGGCAAAGAUGGGAAACCAAAAUCAACACCAAGCGUGAAAGAAAACCCUGAAGUCAUGACGCAUUCGGACGAAAAGGAUACUUGCUCUAUAGAAGAUCCUCCGCGACACGAUAACGACAGAGCGAUAGUUACUCCCCAAAACCCUGAACCGAUCCCUGAGAAACGAAGUGUCUUCGACACGAAGUUCAGUUCAGGGAUGAUAAGUCCAGAGAAACCAGUGAACUAUUGUGACGAGGGUACUCCUGGGUACUUUUCUCGAGUUAGUUCAUUGAGCAGUUUAGGUGAACCUACAGAAGAAGACAGUUUGGCGAAGAAGAAUGCCAUGGCUACUAUUAAUGUAGAGCCGAGCGUUCAGGACCAAAGCGCCAGCUCUUCGAAGGAUAAAGAAGGUUCCAAAGCGGUGACAUUCGCAACGGACCCAGUAGCCUUAAGCUCACAACCUUCCACGCCAGGUCGCUUCGUAGAAGAUACCCCGCUUAUGUUCUCUCGCUCGUCCUCUCUGGGCUCGUUGCCUGAGGCCGAUGAGCAACCGGACCAGGGUUCAGUGCUGUCUGAAAUCAGCCGGCUGACGUCGGGCUGCAUCUCGCCGAGCGAGAUUCCGGACUCGCCCGGCGCGCCCGCCUCGCCGCGCUGCGCCGACCCCGUCACACCACCACCAGUAUGCGAACCGGAGUUGGACACGCGCGAUUGUCGCGAAGUGUCCGUGUUCGAGGAGCGCACUUCGCAGUUCAUGGUGGAAAACACUCCGGCGCAAUGUUCACCGCCGAACCUGAGCAGUUUGAGCAGCCUCACCAUAGAGGAAGAGGUCAAGCCAUCACAGCUAAGCUUGAAGUCCACCGAAGAAAACGGUUCCAAGAAUGACGGCAACGAACGCUCACCUGCACCCCGAGCUCUGCCUGUGAGGACGAUUAGUGAACCACUACGAGGAACCCAAACCCCUGGCGACACCUGCCAAGUGUACUUCACAGAGGACACACCGGCCAUCCUGUCCAAGGCGGGCAGCAACUCCAACCUGUCCGUGCUGUCCAUCGACUCGGCGCCGCCGCGGAACGCUCCCGACACCUCCGACAGCAGCAACCUGAGCGACGCGGACCUGCUGGAGGACUGCAUACAGAAGGGGAUCGCUAACGUGGUGAAAAACAAGCCGUCUUCAGUCUUGUCUUCAGUUGACUACUCAGCCCGGGAUAACGUUUAUAAAUCGCUGCCUCCGUAUCUCCGGACGUCCACCGAAACCGUGAAGAUGUCGCACGAACAUGAAAGGAAUGUACGAGAGAGUCCUCGUCCGGAGACGUCCCCUCCGGCGCCGCCGCUGCCGCCCAAGGACUCGCGCCACGCCGCGCCCCCGCGCCCGCCGCGCGCCUGCACCCGCGCACACCCCCACCCCGCGCCCGCGCCGCCCGCGCACGCAGAACGCAAACGCGAAAGCCGCCUGCCGAUAAAAACAGCGCGCAACAUAUCGAGGCAACUCCCCGCCGCCCACGACUCCUCCAGCUCCCUCAGCCUCGACUCCUUCGGCUCCACCGACCGCGAGAUCUUCGAGGAGACCGUCCAGGCCGGCCUCAGCCACGCGAGACACUUCGACAAGGCACACUCUGUAGAAAGACCGACGGAUAACGUAAGACACACUAGACAUCAUAAAUCCCUCGAUAGAAGUGACAAAAUCUCGCAACAUCCACCUAAACUUAAAGACGAAGAGUUUGAAAGAAACCUCGCGUCGGGCGUGUAUAACAUCAAAAGCGGCUCCCGCGUUAGGAGACUGGAUCAGGAGUUAGCUCUGACGAGGUCCCCUUAUUCGUACCAUGGAGAAUCCUCUAUGGCCCAUAGGUUUAGAGGUCAUCACUCUAGGUACUACGAUGACGGUCCACCGAGCUUACCCGCGAGGAUCGACGAGCCCAGAAGACAAUUAGAGAGAAGCAACUCCCUGAGCUCCCUCAGCAAUGAUUCCUUCGGAUCUACAGAUAAAGAGGUAUUCGAGCGCUGCGUCCGAAUGGGCAUGUCGAAAGCCCAGCCUAAAAGGAGCGAGAAACUCCGCGUGCGAAGCGACGACAGGUCCGAGCGACGCGACGGAGGCAGGCGACGCAAGGACAAUAAAAGCCAGGGCGCGUUGGACAGAAUGGUCGGGGAGGAGUCUCUGGACCGCGCGCUGCUGGAGGAGGUGAUAGCGCGUGGCGCGGGGGAGGGGGACGGCAAACACUCAAAAAACGUUCCCGCGCCGCCGGCGGCCGCCCCCGCCGCCGGCGGCGCCGCUCGCACACCCAGCACGCGAGAGCCUGGCUCUGAUGACCUCUCUCUCGCUCCCUCCCUCGACACGUCCCGGGAACCUCCAGCUUCGACCCUCACGAGUGACAGCCUGAAUCGCUCCAAUGAGUGCCUCGCGCCGCAAUCUGCGAAUACCACUUUAGACUCCGAAGUCCGCGACGAACUUAACCGGUCCAACGAGUCUUAUGCGGACGUCCUCGACGGAUCUUGGAGCGACGAGCCGAGAAACUACGAGGCGACGACGUUGACGAGAAAGAAACUCGAGUACACCGAUAUUAAAUACACGGAGAAGGCCUUCGAGGAGUCCAAACAUGACACGUGGAACGACAACACGUGCCCCGAUGAUGUGACGUUCCCGACCAUAAGCGGCUCCGUUCAUAUGGUCUCCUCCAUCAGAAGUGAAAUCGCAGAUGCGGCCUUAGCGUUGCCGGAUUUACUAGAGAAAAGUGAACCGGUGAUGUCCACCCGACCCGAUCUCACCAACAAGUUGGAUGAAGACACGGUCGCUUCGGAACUGCAAAUCACUGAAGACAAUCAACUCAGUGAUGUCAUGCUCGAUAACAUUCCCGAACCCAGCUAUACCUCCCUAGUUGACGACGGGGAACAGAAGUUUGAUUCCCUCAUGGCAUCCGCUAUAGAAAAAGAAGCGGCCAGGUUAGCAGCGCAACUGAAAAGCUCUACUUACGGCAUGGAAAACAGUGUGACGUCACUAACUUCUUUAGACCUAGACAAUGUAAAACCGCCGUCACAUUUAGGCAGUCUUCUCUCCUUAAGCGCUUCGGGCCAAUGGGAUGAUACGUCGAAAAAAUCCCAAAAAUCGCGCAAGAAAUCCCUCCCCGUCGCCAUGAUGGUUAGGAGAGCGCUCAGCAACUCCAUGCACCAGGGAAGCUCUGAACACUUGGACAGCAAUCCUGUCAGUUUUCUCGACAAUGUCAAACCACCUUCGGAAAUGGAGAAUUUGGACAUGGAAAGUAGCAUGGUGUCUGUGAGCAGUAUAGUGUCCGAGGUGGCAGAUAGAGAAAAGACUCCUGUAGUAUUUGACUUCAAACAGCCUAUUCAGGAUUUCCCUCUAUGUCACAACUUUAAUCUCCUAGACUUGGACAAAGUCAAUCCUCCAUCGCUGUUUGAUGAAAUGGCAGAGUCCACAGUAGAAAUAGAGCCUACUACAGCGCAUCAGCUGCACGAUGAAGUUUCGAGCACCUUAAAUGUAGUCACGGAUAUUCCAUCCGGCUCUGAAAACUGCUCGCCUCUACCAUCAGACAUUAGCAGCGUCGAAUCGACUCCAAAGAAAACGAGAGACUCCAAAUAUUUGACUCCUAAAGAGAAACGAAAUGUCGCUAAAGAUAGGUAUCAAACUUAUACUAUAAUAGACCCACCAUCUGAGUCGGAUGUUCUGACAGUGUCUUCUGAAGAAUUUAUGACGUGGACCAAAUCAGAAAGCGACAGAUCAGACGACUACGUCACAGCUAAUUCAGAAACGAAAUCAAAGAGGAAGAUGAGUGCUAAACAACGGCGGUUAGAGGACAGAGCUAGGUAUCAAACGCAGACCGUCAACAUACAGAGCAUCAUACAGGAGACAAAGGCAGUCGAUCCGCAAAUCGAGAGCUUAAAGCAGCGACUAGCCGCCAAGAAGACCAUGAAACAGAAACGCAUGGAGGACGCAGAGAGAUUCAGGACUAGAACACUCAGCGAGGACAUCCCUCCAUCCCCCACGUUCGUCACCAAAGACGCCAGCUUCGAAAACGUGGAAACAACUACAGGCUACGACAGUCUGUCUUCAAACGAGCUGAACCACCAGCAAAUCAUCGACGACAGACAGGACGAUGUCUUCAGGGAAACUGAUAGCGGGCACAACGAAGACGACUUCGAACUAAACUCGACCCAAAUGCAAACCUACACUAAGAGCUUCAGAAACUAUCUCCCCGUCAUAGAGAGCCCGGCAGCGGUGGAUAUCUGCGUUGUCAAUAACUUAAAAAACAUAGAAAUGACCGCGUCAUAUCGAAGGGCCUUGCAAAGCGACAAGGUUCAAAACCCGAGCAGCAGCGAUUUCGCCAGCUACGAAGGAGACACACACUCCGACAACGAUUCCGAAGAAGAAGCCGCUCCGAGACCUAAACCGAAGAUCACCAAACCGGAGAGACGAGAUGGCAGUCUAGAUUCAAACGACUCGCACGAGAAGGAGGAGCCCAAAGCGGUCAGGGGCAGGAAGAAAGCGGCGUACGUCUCCCCUUACAGACGAAGCAUACCCCCCGCUAAGAAACCUGCCAAUGCGCCAACUAAGGCCCCAGUAAAGGCCAUAGUGCCUUCUAAACCUAGUGCCAAAGCUCCAAGUAAAACCCCCACGACUUCCAAACCACCCAGCGCCAAUACUUCACCUAAAAAGACUCUUAACAAAUCUCCAUCCAAGAUAGCUCAAAAAGCCGUCGCCAUUCCGCUAGUAGCCGGGAAACCUUUGCCUCUAGAACGACAGGGCACUUUCACAAAGGAAGAAAGCUCAGUCCCCGCUAAAGAUUUACCGGUUCCCGUAGCAGAGAAGAAACCAAUCGUAUCUAGAUACGCGAAAACCACCCCUAAACCCGCUGUUAACAACACGUCUCCGUCUAGAUUGCCACAACUUAACCGCUACUCGAAACCUCCUCUAAAGAAAGGCGGCAGCAGCGAGAAACCUGCGCCUAAGCCCAGAUCCGCCAUGAGGAACUCCGCCUCCAACCACAGCCUACAGAGCAACGAUAGCGCAAAAACUGUAACUCUAGCUUCCAGGGGCUCCAGACAAGGCAGCACUUCCAGCGUCAACAGCGUACAGUCUUCCAAAAACAACUCUAAAGACGUAGAAAGCAAAAUAGCCAGUCUGUGGAAAAGGGUCGAGCAGACUAAGAAAGUAAUCGCCAAACCCGACAAGCGGGUUUGGAUCGAGAGCGACAAAACGGAACAGCCGAAACUAAUCCGAAGUUCCACCUUCGAGGGCCAGCCCAAGCAAGCGCAAGUCUCCACUGCGCCUAAACAGAAAACUGCAAUAGGAAUUAAAGUGUCGCAAAUUCCCAGUUUGAGGCCGAAGUCUACGCCGUCGAGGAUCACCGCGCCUCCCGUGAAGAAACCGGUCACUACCAGAGUGUUCACGAGGAAACCGGCCACCGGACCAGUCACGUAAUGUGUCAAGUAUUAAAAAACUCAGUGAAUGACGUUUAUGACUCGUAGAAUCAAGUGCGGAUCAAUUGGAGAUGUAUGGAAUAUUUAUCGAUGAGAGGUGUCAUAGUUGUUUCAACGAAUUUUAACGCCGUGAAUUGGCGUUUUAAAUUAAGAUACAUUCGAUAGGCUAGCUAAGUGUAAGCCAAAACAGUUAUAACUCAUUUCAUUGAUAAAGUUGUUAAUCGGUCACGGCCAAAACUGAUACAUGUGUAAAACUUGAGUGGAAUGGAUGCGAAAUUGGAUAUUUAAGGAAUGUUUGCAUAUUUAUUCAAAUUAUCGUUUAGGAUAAUGACAAUUUUAUUAUGCUUGUUUAAGCAAAAUAAAUCGAUCAAUGUUUCUACACACACAGAUUUCACAAAUCGAAUGGACUUUCAGUUGAUUAAUAAAGUGAUGAUAUAAUAAAAAUGUGUUUCUUUAGGUCGGAUAUGUUUGUUAAAACUGAGACUAAUGUAUUCUACAACUAUUUUGCUAAGAAAAGCUUAAGUCUCUUGACCAUGCAAUUAAAAAAGAUUUAUGUAUAACCCUUUUAUCUCUAUAUAAUGUUAAUUUGACUGCAAGUUUAAAAACCUCAAUUGUCAUUCUAUAGUUUAUUUUCUCUAUGUAUAUUUGUUGCAUUUAUUUACUUUGGGAUAUUGACAAUCCCUUUCUGACUGCAGUUUUAGUUUAAGAUAUCCUUUUGUAAAGUUAGCGGAUGACAAGAAACCAUGUGAAAAUGAACCUAUACUUACAGACAAAAAAAAGUGUUGCGUACGUAGGUAUGAAAUCUAACCUAAUAUGUUUUAUGACAGAUUUUCUAUCACUUUUAGCGCUUUUUACUUAAUCUUUACAAUGUAAGUCAUUUAAGUCUUAUUAAAAUAACCAUAGUUUUUGUUCCUAUCGAUCCCAUAUUGAGUUGCCUUCCGAUUUUCGGUUGAGAAAUAUGAGUUUUCUCACUGACUAUCGUAUCUAUACAUUUCGAUGUAAAUAUUUCACAAUAUAACUAGAUAAGAUUACCAUAACACAAUUUGUAUAUUUUUCAUAAUAUCAUAAACUUAAGUAACGUAAAUUGGAAUGUCACGUAGUUUUGCUGUAAAAAUGGGGACAAAUAUGGUAUUUGCCUCAAUUUUUCACGUCUAGUCAGUUAUAAUGUUAUUUAUAAGCUAAGCCCCGAAGUUACUCAAUGGGCUGGAUAUAGGUUGUUUUUUUCCUUCCAAUUAUUAGUAAAUAUCCAUUGUAGUUCUCUCUUUGAUGCAUAUGAAGAAGUAAAUCGUCACGAAUAUUUAAAUCAAACUUAAAUAUAUCUCCUUGUCGUAUUUAUAUCGGUAUUGAUAAAUGGUUUAUUGAAUCGAUAUAAAACAGUACGGCAGGUAAAAGUCAUAGUGAAGAAUUCUAAGAAACACGUACAUACUUACGGUCAUAAUUUCCAAAUAGUUUAAAUUUUCAAUGCUUAAAGUCAGGAAAAAAAAUGCUAGCAAUAGCGAUUAUAAUUCGACUGUUACUUUGACCAUUUCGGACUAUUGAAGCAGUCAAUAUUCUCGUUUGAAAAGUUACGAGUGUUUUAAAGUCUACAGUGGCCAUCAGAUAUAUCGAAGCGGCCGACUAACGCCUUGGCAAUAGAGGCGUGUCCAAAUAUUUGUGAGAGCUUCUGUCGCUCCGAUAUAUCUGAUACGACUGUACCAACAUUUCGUAGUAUUUUUCUGACGAACCCAUGGCUAGAUAGGAUAAAUAAGCUUCCCCGUGACGUAGUACUGAUUUUCUACCGUUACACGUAUUUAAGGAAUAGCAUAAUGUACUCGGUUAUCCGCUGUUGUAGCCAUUAUUCUGUUACGCCAGUUUAGGUAAAUAAUUAUAGUGAUAAGGUGCAUAUUUUGAUGGUAAUAAAUGAUAUUUACCACA
Cydia strobilella is the source of this 10671-nucleotide messenger RNA. Its product is annotated as adenomatous polyposis coli protein-like. The transcript is spliced from 12 exons. Gene Ontology annotation, molecular function: microtubule binding; gamma-catenin binding; beta-catenin binding. Gene Ontology annotation, cellular component: catenin complex; cytoplasmic microtubule; beta-catenin destruction complex. The coding region runs from base 434 to 8758 and encodes 2774 amino acids. Lineage: Eukaryota; Metazoa; Arthropoda; Insecta; Lepidoptera; Tortricidae. The record is from RefSeq and is a predicted model, not a curated record. Gene Ontology annotation, biological process: cell migration; positive regulation of protein catabolic process; cell fate specification.